UUCUACUUGUAUUUAUGAUCCAUUUUAUCGACGUUUAAUGGAUGAUAAAUUCGAUGAUGAUAGCAGAAUUUGGUGUAUUACUUCUUAUUCAUCGAAUUUACAAAUGUCCAAUAUGUUUAUAAAUGCAUUUCACUUCUGUACUCCAUUUACUGUUAAUCUUUUCUCGACUGUGGUUCUCAUCUUAAAAACAUCUCAUCAACAAGCAAAGACUCGAACAAAUACAAAAUACAUAUCAAUUUUUAUAGAACAAAUUCAAGUACAUAAGCAUAUAUUGGUUGCUCCUUUUGUAAUAGUUAUACUUGGAAUACCACGUUUAGUCAUUGGAUUUGUAUCAAAAUGUAUGAAUUCAAACAAUGAUGCAACAUUGUAUCUUAUUGGAUAUUUUGUUUCAUUCAUUCCACCUAUGCUUACAUUCAUUAUCUUUGUAAUGUCAUCGAAGUUUUAUAAAGAACAACUUGGUAACGUUUGGACUAAUAUCAAGAUUGAAAUUAAACGAAAUUUUACUUCUCUUUAA
Molecule: messenger RNA, 514 nt
Organism: Rotaria sordida
Lineage: Eukaryota; Metazoa; Rotifera; Eurotatoria; Philodinida; Philodinidae
Source: the annotation of a GenBank genome assembly